AAAAUCCUGCUUUUGAAGGUAUGUAAUUUUGAUGAUUUUCCAAUGCAGUAGCGUCAGGCAUGGAUGAAGAUCAACACGCAAAUUCAGGUCCUUCUAACAAAUCACCAAAUCAAGUGCCCCAAAAGCAAAAAAAGAAGCCAAGAGGCCCUACAAAAGGAAUAAAAUCCAUGCCCGGGGUUCCAAGAAUAAUUGAAUGGGAUCACUUGGACCGACCCACAGGGAAAUGGGCAACGGAUUACAAGAAUCACAUUGGCGAGAUAAGUCGCGCAAAGGUUUCAAUAUUGAUCAGAACCUGGGAAGAUGUUUCACAAGGAAUAAAAGACACUUUGUGGGAAGACGUCAAGAGAGAAUUUCAUAUCACAGAUGAAACUAAGAAAGAAGUUGUCUUAAAGAGUUGUGAUAAGCGUUGGAGGGAAUUCAAAUCAAGAUUGACGACUGGUUGGAUCUGGGGUACAAGAAAAAGGCCAAAAGAUGAAAAGAUGCCAUAUGAUUUGUAUAGUUAUAUAACUAAGGAUAUAUGA
Spinacia oleracea (spinach) is the source of this 521-nucleotide messenger RNA. RefSeq lists its product as uncharacterized. The record is from RefSeq and is a predicted model, not a curated record. The transcript is spliced from 2 exons. Lineage: Eukaryota; Viridiplantae; Streptophyta; Magnoliopsida; Caryophyllales; Amaranthaceae. Bases 60 to 521 code for a protein of 153 amino acids.